Messenger RNA from Sarcophilus harrisii (Tasmanian devil), 4138 nucleotides. It is a transcript of the gene MMP28, whose product is annotated as matrix metallopeptidase 28. Gene Ontology annotation, cellular component: extracellular matrix. Lineage: Eukaryota; Metazoa; Chordata; Mammalia; Dasyuromorphia; Dasyuridae. The record is from RefSeq and is a predicted model, not a curated record. The coding region runs from base 678 to 4097 and encodes 1139 amino acids. The transcript is spliced from 12 exons. Gene Ontology annotation, molecular function: zinc ion binding; microtubule binding; metalloendopeptidase activity. Gene Ontology annotation, biological process: extracellular matrix organization; collagen catabolic process; proteolysis.
GCAGGAGCCCACUCUGGGCGAUUGAGCCAGAGGAGCCCAGCGGCCCCGGGAUAGCCGGAGCGGUCCCGGGACAGCCUGAGCCGCCCCCGGACAGUCGGAGCAGCCCAGCGGCCCCCGAACAACCGGAGCAGUCCUCAAACAACCGGAGCAGCAGCCCAGCAGCCCCAGGACAACCAGAGCAGCCUCCGAACACCCGGAGCAGUCCAGAGGCUCCCCGACAGCCGCAACAACCCCCAGACAACCGGAGCGGUCUCCGAACAACCGGAACGGUCCAGCUGCCCGGACAACCGGAGCAGCCCGGUGGCCCCAAGACGCCCCCAGCAGAGCCGAACAAUCAGAGCAGGCCCCGAACAACCCGAGCAGCUCAGCGGCUCCCGACACCCGCAACAACCCCCAGACAACCGGAGCGGUCUCCGAACAACCGGAACGGUCCAGCUGCCCCCGGACAACUGGAGCGGCCCCCGGACAACCGGAGCUGCCCAGAGGCUCCCGGGAACGUCCCGAGGGAGGUCUUGCCCCCUGGAGCUCGACUGCUCCCACACGAAAGCAGCCCAGGCUCCGCGCAGUUCCCACAGCCCUGGGGACUGGUCCGGCUCAGCCGCUCCCCGCCUCCGCCUCCUCCAUCACCGCCGGGUCCCCCCAAAAAAGGACAAGAGAAGGAAGGCUCGGCGGGCGUGAUGGCUCUCCGUCUCCGACUCCAACUGCAGGUCCUGCUGCUUCUGGCCGGCCCGGGAUCGGGAGCACCGCCCAAGGCAGGGGGCCGAAGGCGAGAAGCGGAGGUAUUCUUGGAGAAGUAUGGAUACCUCCCUGAGCACGGACCAAAAGCUUCCAGCUCCACACAGCUCACAGAUGCCAUAAGGGAGUUCCAGUGGGUGUCCCACCUGCCGGUCAGUGGGCAGCUAGACACCGCCACCAUGCGCCAAAUGGCCCUGCCGCGGUGUGGGGUGGAUGACUCGGAGAGCCAUUCGGCCUGGACCGAGAGGCUCAGCUCCCUGUUUGCUGGUCGCAGAGCCAAGACGAGGCUCAAGAAACGCUUUGUGCAGCAAACAGGAGGCAAAUGGUACAAACGCCAUCUUUCCUACCGCCUGGUGAACUGGCCCGAGUACCUACCUGAGCCAGCGGUUCGCCAGGCCGUGCGGGCAGCUUUCCAGGUAUGGAGCAACGUAUCCUCCUUGGAGUUCUGGGAAGCCCCGGCAUCGGGCCCCGCCGACAUCCGCCUCACCUUUUUUCAGGGCGAUCACAACGACGGGCUCAGCAACGCUUUUGAUGGGCCAGGAGGUGCCCUGGCCCACGCCUUCUUCCCCCGCCGUGGGGAAGCACACUUUGACAGGGAUGAGCGCUGGUCCUUCAAAAGCCGCAGGGGUCGGAACCUGUUCGUGGUGCUGGCCCAUGAGAUUGGCCACACACUGGGGCUGGGUCACUCCCCUGCUCCUCGGGCUCUCAUGGCGCCCUAUUACAAGAGAUUGGGGCGAGACUCUGUGCUGAACUGGGAUGAUGUCCUGGCCAUCCAAAACCUGUAUGGACAGCCCCUGGGGGGCUCAGUGGCUGAACAGCUCCCCGGAAAGCUAUUCACCAAUUUUGAGGACUGGGACCCCCACAGGUCCUGGGACAGGAAAUCUGGAGCUAGAGGACCCUACUAUUGUCACACUUUUUUUGACACUAUCACAGCAGACAAGGACCACCGAGUCUACAUCUUUAAAGGAAACCAUUUCUGGGAGGUGGGGGCUGAUGGCAAUGCUUCGGAACCCCAACUCCUGCAGGAGAAAUGGGCCAGUUUGCCCCCCGACAUCGAAGCAGCUGCUGUGUCCCCGGAUGAUGGAGACUUCCACUUCUUCAAAGAGGUGCUGAUGUUUGAGACAGAGGACUUGGUGCUUAGGAAGAAUGAAAAGCAUGUGGUCUUGUGCCUGCUGGAGCUGGGACGGCGAGCCUGGAGGUUUGGGGUAGCGGCUCCCACCCUGGUGCACCUGGAGGAGGAGAUUGAGGAGGAAUUGCGGCAGGAGCUGGCCCUGCCCCCACCUGACCCUCCUCCCCCAGCUCCUCCGGCCCGGCAACCCUGCCAUUUCAAAAACUUGGACCAGAUGGUACAGAAUCUGGUAAGUUACUGUACCUGCCCUGUGCAGUUCUCCAUGAUCAAGGUGUCUGAAGGGAAAUAUCAAGUGGGGGAUUCCAACACACUCAUCUUUGUCAGGAUCCUGCGAAACCACGUGAUGGUCCGCGUAGGGGGCGGCUGGGACACCCUGGGGCAUUACCUGGACAAACACGACCCCUGCCGCUGCACCUCGCUCUCUCACAAGAUGGGCAGCCCCCAGAAGCUGCAGACUCCCCCAGUACAGCACGAGGUGAGAAUACAAGCGGGUUCUGCACAGCCUCAGCCCACCCUGACCAUCAGCCGCUCCCAGAGUCCUCUGCCCCCAGUGGAGUGGAAGACAUACACGCCUCCAGGUCGCAGGCUUCGACCUCCCCCCUCCUGCUCCCCAAGACCUCAUGAUAGGUGGGGGACAGGCGUGAGGUCUUCGGGAGAUCCGGCUGUACCUCAGAGGAGCCGGGAAACAUCAGCCACCCCAACCCGUCGCUUGUCACCAGCUAGAGAUGUAGCCUCCAAAUCCCAGUCCUCAGUCAUACAAACUGGCCGAGAUUUGCAUCAGGUUCCCAUAAGACAAUGGAAAGACAGGUGCUUACCUGGGGCUCCCCAGGGAGGGACUGCUAGCCACUCAUGCAUCCCUGGAGAGAUGGAUAUCCAAAGAAGCUGGGUCACUGAUCCUACUUUUCAGAGGGUUUCAGCCCCUGAGGUGGCUCCUAAAGAACCACUGGUUCUUUCUGUCCUACCUGUUUCCUCUAAUCUAUCCAAACCCUUUACCCUCAAACAAUCCCUUCUGGGUCCUGGGAAACCUUCCCAGGAGCAAGCACAAGGAGUCAUUACCUCCCAACUUGAGGGUCCUGGAUUUGUGCAAUCCUUUUCCCCUAUGAAAGGGGCCACCAAGAUGUCCAUCUGCUCAGCUCCCAGUCACCCACUAACAGCAGGAAGGAGUCCUUCAGAAUCUGAAUGUGGUACCCUGGCUCCCACAACAGAAGCAGGGAAAGACCCCACAGCCGUAAGGGUCAGAGCUGGAGAAAGGAAGACCCCUCAGCCCCGAAAUGGCGGUCAGUCCCUGGAGGAGAAGUCAGGAGGCCAGGAUCAGAGAGUGGGCUCUGUGACGGGAGCUGGAAGAGGCCAUCCUCCCAGGCACCAGUCUGGAAGGCAGACAUUCCCCAUUCUGUCCACUGACAAGGUCAAGGAAGAAGCACUGUCCCAGAGCUUGGAAGAUGAGAUCUUGAUGAACAUCAGGGUGCUAGAGACCAGAGCGGCCCAUCUGGGGGUGAAUCCUUGCCCCACAGAGGCCCCAGCAGUGCAGAUUCCUCGAAGCGGUGUAUAUGUCCCCCAUCCCGGGACACGGUGGCCAGUGCCUGGCACUCCUUAUGAUAGUGUCAUUAGAGAAUUGGCUCUAGAGCCCCCAGCCCUCAUCAAGGUGGACCCGGGUGGCUGGGGGGUGCCCAUUGUGUGUGCUCCUGAGCUAGACACAGCCCAAAGCAAGUGCAACUCAGAGGGAAAGGGGAGCCUAGAGAAAAAUGGCGUGGGGAGGAAGGCAGACGCAGGGGUCAGAGGCACAAAAAUGAAGAGAGCACCAACUUUAGGACAGCAGGGAGGGCAAUCCCAGACUCCACUCCCAGAGGCCAAGGGCAAUGAAGUACCUCAACCUGUACCCACCUCUGACUUGGAAAAAUCCAAAGUGCCCCCAGGGAAAGGCAGGAGGAUGUUGAAAAAACCUGAGAGAAUACCAUCCAUUUACAAGCUAAAACUGAGACCUAAGAUCCGUCCUCGGAGAGACCACCGUCCAGAAAAGCGGCCCUCCCGGAUUCCCACUCCUCUAGCCUACCGCCAGAGCCGAGCCAAGGGGCCUCCUACCACGCCCAAGCUGAAGGGUGGGCUGGGCAGUGCAGGAGAUGGAGGCUCAGGGGAUGAGGAAGAGAUCAGCACCGGCCUGUCCACUGAAAGCCUGGGAUCACCACCUGCUGGUCCAUCCUGGCUUCCACAGGAGGAGGAGGAGUCUUGGGUCUGAAGUGGGGUCCAACCUUGGUCACACCCAAUGCUCAGUGGGUG